ACCAAAAUCCAGAAGCGAAUCACCACCAAAGACCACAGAGAAGAAGAAGCAAUGGGGAGAAAGAAGGGAUUACCGGAGUUCGAAGAGACGGCGCCGGAUGGCUUCGAUCCGGCGAAUCCUUACAAGGAUCCGGUGGCGAUGGUGGAGAUGAGAGAGCACAUCGUCCGUGAGAAGUGGAUCCAGAUCGAGAAGGCGAAGAUCAUGCGGGAGAAGGUCAAAUGGUGUUACCGCGUCGAAGGCGUCAACCAUUACCAGAAAUGCCGUCAUCUCGUCCAGCAGUACCUCGACUCCACUCGCGGCGUCGGCUGGGGAAAAGACCACCGUCCUGUCUCGCUCCACGGUCCCAAGCCUGAGGCUGUUGAAGCUGAAUAAUGCUUUUGGUUGCGCCUGAUCAUCAAUCUGAGGUGACCGAGCUUUUAAUACAAGACAUGAUGAAAUGGUCUUUGGACUGUGCAGAUUUGCUCUUGUUUGUUCUUUUUUUCUUGUUUUGUUGAAACAUGUCAGUCUUUGGGCUGGCGGAUCCAUGGAAGGUUUUAUAAGCUUCAGUAAUGUAUUGAUAGCCAAAUAAGUUCAUUUUUCAUGUUACUCUUUACUCCAA
Raphanus sativus (radish) is the source of this 598-nucleotide messenger RNA. RefSeq names its product NADH dehydrogenase [ubiquinone] 1 beta subcomplex subunit 10-B. The transcript is spliced from 3 exons. Lineage: Eukaryota; Viridiplantae; Streptophyta; Magnoliopsida; Brassicales; Brassicaceae. Bases 52 to 372 code for a protein of 106 amino acids. The record is from RefSeq and is a predicted model, not a curated record.